UUACAGUCAGUGGUCAAGCUAGCCAGAGUAACCCGUUUAUUUGGUAGUUUUUGCUGGAAAAGGGGAGGCGGGAAAGAAGAGAGAUAUCAGUAGUUAUAACCUGCGCUAGCUUUCUAACUUGUAACAUACAGGCAGGUGGUAGUUGAGUAUGAUGUCGCGCGCUCAAAUAUAUCGCAGGCUUAUAUGCCGUCAACUUCGUUUAAACUGUACAGUCAAGACUUUCAGACAGUGAACGCUCACGACGAUCUAUAUGGCCAUAAUGAGGUAAUUGUUUUUUAUCAUUGGACGUGCGUAUGUGUUUGCGCUGUGUUGAUACAGGAGCCGACUGGGAAGAAGAGGUUGGGGGGAUGAUGGAUGGAUGGCCAGGACACGUGGGACAUGGGUGUUUACAUGAUGAGUUAUGUGUACUAUAUAUGUGUAUGUGUACGCUGAUACAGAGAUCAAUCUAUAAGCGACUACUGCUGGAUUUUGGUGAUGGAUGUGCCGAGACAACGAUUAGCGAUAUUCAAUCAUUCAACGGCAAUACAGCAACAAGUCCAUCCAUGAUGUCCCAACCGUCUAUUGCGCUUAUUCAGCGUGGUGGGCGGUGCACUCUUUGGUCCGACAAGAUCGACCAUACACAAGCCAUCUCGGAACAAUAUGAUCUCAACGUUGGUGCUGCGUUAUUGUAUGACAACAUGACCUAUUCGUCCACGGAGUUCGUGCAACUCGAUACAGAAAACGGUUCUUAUCCAACAUGGACAAACGAGUCGCUGCCUUCGGAACGUAACAUACAUCAGAUGGCUGAUAACGACAUCAGCCCGUCAGCAGACACCGUUUUCAUGGCGGUUUUUUUUGCGCCUAACAAUUACGGCCGUGUUUUGCAGGAUAUGAUCCAAAAUUACACCAGCACCCCUACCAGCUCAAUGCAGCAGUACUACGUCCAGCUCACCAUGUUCUUUGCCGAGACCACGUUCUCUACGGGUGGUCAAGCAGAUGGGGAUGGCAGUGGUAGCAAUGGUGGUGACGAUGGACGUAGCGACAUGUGGACCGUUUUUACUGGCGAGCGCGGGUACCUUGCUUACCUGAUUGCAGCAGGUGCUGCGCUGAUUUUAGGUAAACAAGAAGAAGAAAAAAAAAGAAAGUGUGGUGCUUCUACGAUGGUGCCGCUCCCCUCGCAACGAUGAAAGCUACCCACCACGUAAUGCAUUAGAAGCGGCAGAGAACGGUAUUUAUAUGCAGCCCACAGGUCAAGCAGGAGCGACAGCAGGAGAUCGACGACGUAAGAUGUCCUUGACCAAGUUGAAUGAUAUGUGCCCUGUACAAUCACUGGUCACCGAC
Messenger RNA from Zychaea mexicana, 1320 nucleotides. RefSeq lists its product as uncharacterized. The coding region runs from base 294 to 1166 and encodes 290 amino acids. NCBI's taxonomy places the organism in Eukaryota, Fungi, Mucoromycota, Mucoromycetes, Mucorales, Lichtheimiaceae. The record is from RefSeq and is a predicted model, not a curated record. The transcript has 2 exons.